GUCUGGUGUUUAGGUGUUUAUUGUGUAGUAAAAGAGCAAUGGAUCUAGCGUGCGGCGAAACGUCAAACAAAUGCAUACGAGCUGUCAAAGAUAGGGCAAUUUUUAAGGACGAUAGGGUGAUAAACAAUUUAUUAAACGACGAAGUUUUCUACGUGCCCAGUUGUGAUUAUUUUACUAAAGUACAAAAUGACAUUCAGCCGUUUAUGCGAAAAGUUGUCACCACUUGGAUGUUGGAGGUAUGCGAAGAACAAAUGUGCGAAGAUCAGAUCCUACCGCUAGCAGUGAACUUGAUGGACCGAUUUUUGUGCGUCUGUAAAAUCAAGAGGCAGCACCUGCAAUUGUUGGGCGCCACCUGUCUCUUGAUCGCCUCAAAACUUAGGAGUACGAACUUUUUAACAAUUGAUCUCCUAUGCGCUUACACAGAUUAUAGUGUUACUUAUGAUCUUGUAGUGAAUUGGGAACAACUAGUCCUAUCCAAACUCCAGUACAACCUAUCAGCGGUUACAGGUUACGAUUAUAUCGACCAAGUAAUCGAAAGGUGUUCCUGGAGUCAAAAUCAGCAACUUCUCAGGCGGCAUGCCCACACUCUAGUCAGCAUUUGUUCUACUGAACCAUCUCUAAUCCAAACACCUCCGUCGGUCGUAGCGGCGGCCUGUUUGAGUUCGGCAGUUCAAGGCCUCAAACUACCUUGUCAACGAGCCGCGAUGAAUGAAAUCUGCAAAAUGCUCAACGUAGACGUAGACCAAAUCGAUUUGCUCAUCAACAUUGUCGAUAACGUUGUGGAAAAAGUGGCCAAUCCCGAGGCCGCCAACCAAAAAGCCAAGGAACCCACCAAAAAACCUGCGGGCUAUGAGAGUCCCGGCUACGGACAACCUGAAACGCCCACCGAAGUGGAAAAUGUUUAUUUUUGAUCCAUAUAUGGACAAAAUUUUAUUGUUUAAACGCUUAUAUUAUAUUAAUAAGGUAAUACUGGUUUAUAGUUUUGUGAAUCAUUUGGUGGUUACAUUCGAACUGUAAUGAUAGUCGACUAAAUUGGGCCAACAAAAAGUACCUAGGUAAUGGUUAAAGAAGGCAUUUUGUGAUAACUUGUAUUAUCAUAUAGGUUUCAUGAACCUCAGAUGUUAUUUUGUGAAAUCUACAUUAUUCUAUUUUCAUUUUGUCAUUAGCAGUCUUCAACAAGUUCAGAAUGAUUAUACUAAACUUAUAAUUUUCUAUGCGGACAAAUGGACUCAGAAGUUAUGAAAAUUGUUCUGUCUAUAAUGUUCUACGUUUUACAAUUCUCAGUCUAGGUAUAUUUGUGUCUAAUUUCUUUAUCAACCCCCCCAAAUACUUAUUUUAUUUAAUAGCCUGACUUUAACCAGACCAAUGAUAUCGUUAUUGAAACAAACAAAUUAUUGUUAAGUGUUCGCAAACAUUUUAAAUUUAUUUUUAUAAAAUAACCCUUGUACAUAUUCGAUUUAUGUUAUAUUAUUAUUAACGCUUGUGUUUUUUCUUUGGCAUUUGUAAUGUUUUUUUUUUAGGUUUGUUCUUUUCAGUCUCAAAAUUUAAAACAAAAAAAAAAAACACAAAAUAUCAGGUCCGUACACGAGAUUUUUCUUAUUUUUGUAUAGUUGGUAUUUAAGUUUGGGUUUCUAUAUUAUCGCGGUUGUAAAUUUUUUAGGGAGAGAUUGAGACUCCUCGUGUACGGUCCUGUACUGUACCUAUUUUAAGCAACUUUGUGCCUUAUGUACAGACUUCUUGGACGGCAUUGUCAAGUUCCUUUAUCGCCAAUAGUAAUAAUUAAAAUACAUAUCUCAGUACCAUAGUAUAACGAUACAAUGCCCAAUAUUUAUGUGUUCACAAAGUCCAAAAAAUGUUGUCCGAGAAAAAUAUUAAUUUCCGUAAAACGUACCCCUUUAAAAAUAGUUACUUAAUAUAAUAAGUUCAUAUACAAUACAAUAUAUAGUUAGGUACAAUAAGGAUAUAAACUGUUCAUUCUUGGACCAGUUUAUAGUUACUCGCUGUGAUUAUAAUAAUUAUUGUAAAAUAUAAUUAUUUACAUUAAAUGAAUUAUGAUAAAAUAUUGAAAAUUUGCCCAAAAAAAAAAAACUUAUUUGUGACAUAUUAUAUUACGCUUCCUUAUAUAUUUUUCGGAAUAAUAAUUUUUUUUUUGAUUUACUGAAUUAAUUGAUCAUAUAUUUUAGUUUAUUUCCUUAUAUGAUCAAUUAUUUUUUUGUUAUCUAGUCUUUAGUUAGUUUUGUACAUAUAUUAUUUUUUUUUGUAUUCUGGAUUUAUUUGUAAAAUAUACUAUAUAGUUUCUGUACUCUUACGUUACUUGUAAGGUGUGUUACUUAUAUAAACGUUUUUUUUAAGUAAUAUAACUCAGAUUUUUUUUUUUACAUUUAGACCGUCGCGUCAGAAAGUUUUAUAUUACUUGAAAAUCAAUCAAAGUAAUUUAUUUUUUUGUAAUAAAAAAUAAACGAAAACCAAAGUUUUU
Molecule: messenger RNA, 2476 nt
Organism: Ceutorhynchus assimilis (cabbage seed weevil)
Lineage: Eukaryota; Metazoa; Arthropoda; Insecta; Coleoptera; Curculionidae
Source: the annotation of a GenBank genome assembly